AUGCCUGCUUUCACGCUUCCCAACAUAAUACUCACUCUCAAGGAACUUCUUAUAGUUUGGCUCAAUCAAAUCAUCUACCACAAUUCGAUAUACGAACCAGAAAUUUUUAAUAAACGUCUAGCAUUUGAUCUAAUAGUAUAUGUGUCGAGGAAUCCGGCUUUAAAUGAAUAUUUGGAAAAGUUGGUUGACCAGUUUUUAGAAAUCUUACUUACGGGAGCAAAUUGCGGAGAAGGGGGCAAAGUAAAUCAGUUGAUGGUGAUGUUGUACGAUGCUAAGACUAAUAGAGAUAAGGAGAGGUACACAAUGAAAUUUAACCAGUUCAUAAAUUUAAAGCCGGCUAUACCGACAAGGGAUAAUUUUAAAUUGGCAGAGUUCCUUGCAUCAAGGGAUCAGCUGACUGUAAUAGAAAUCCCUAACUUCACCUGGGAGGAAGUCUAUUCACAGUUUAAGUAUUUGCUAUUCCAACAGCAAAACGAGUUGGAGAGAAAGAAAUUGAAAAGGAAGAAGGAAAUUCCCAUCGAGCAGGACCUAUUUUUCAAGAUUUUGAUGGAUGUGGAUGAGAGCUUGCCGCUAGAUUCUAAAAAGGAAUGGGUGAAACUAAACUCAAGCGGUGCUGGAGAAGGGAAUUCCAAGCUAAGGUUUGUACCAGUGGCGGAAGUUGAUACAGGCUUUCUAUCAUUUGGACUACAAAACGAAUAUGUCAGGAACUGA
Molecule: messenger RNA, 711 nt
Organism: Dujonia railenensis
Lineage: Eukaryota; Fungi; Ascomycota; Pichiomycetes; Serinales; Debaryomycetaceae
Source: the annotation of a GenBank genome assembly